AUGAGGAGCUACGCAGCUGUAGUCGGGGCCGCGCUGCUCGCCCUUGGCGCGCUGCUACUCCCCGCCCACCAUGUGAUGGCCGACACCCCAGCCAUGGCGCCGGCCAAUGGCAUCUCCAUGCCCCCGUCGCUGGCCAAUGACACGGACAUGUCGCCGUCACCGUCGUACGUGAUGCCGCCGCCGCCGGUCUACCCGUUCGUGAUCGUGCAGGGAGUGAUCUACUGCAAGACUUGCAGGUCCACGCGCUACAACCGUGACAUGGACGCAUCGCCCCUCCAAGGCGCGACGCUGCAGCUGGUGUGCUACGGGAAGAAGGUGGUGAACGUGACGGCGACGGUCUCCGACGAGAACGGCUACUUCCUGGUGAUGUUCUACGACAUAGCUAACUUCAACCAGCGCAACUGCAAGGUCUUCCUGGGCACCUCGCCGACGCCGCUCUGCAACAAACCCGUCUACCCGCCGAACAAGGGAGUCGGGCUCUCGAUCAUCAAGGAGACCAUCACCACCCCGCCGGUGGGGCUGCAGGGCAUCUACUGCCCCACCAGCGUCCUCUUCUACGGCCCAUCUACGGCUCGGAACUGUCCAUCAAACUGA
This is a messenger RNA of Lolium rigidum, 594 nucleotides long. RefSeq names its product pistil-specific extensin-like protein. The coding region runs from base 1 to 594 and encodes 197 amino acids. The transcript is spliced from 2 exons. The record is from RefSeq and is a predicted model, not a curated record. NCBI's taxonomy places the organism in Eukaryota, Viridiplantae, Streptophyta, Magnoliopsida, Poales, Poaceae.